Uranotaenia lowii is the source of this 624-nucleotide messenger RNA. Its product is annotated as DNA-binding protein SMUBP-2. Bases 60 to 539 code for a protein of 159 amino acids. Lineage: Eukaryota; Metazoa; Arthropoda; Insecta; Diptera; Culicidae. The transcript has 2 exons. Gene Ontology annotation, molecular function: zinc ion binding. The record is from RefSeq and is a predicted model, not a curated record.
CCGCUUCCGCCUCGCGCAAAUAAACAGUUCGUUCGUGGAUUUGCCAAAAGUAUUUCAAUAUGAGUGCAACGCAAGGCAGUUCCAAGAAGGAACAAACUCCAGAUGAGCUUGUGCUCGUUACUGAUCCUAAGCUUGUCACCAAAGCUACGGAACUCCUCGAGCCGCUACCCAGUCAAUCUGUCGAUCGCAAUUUGGAUAACGUGCUGGAUGCAGUCAAAACGGUUGACAACACCUGCGACUUCAAACGAUGCAAACAAAAGACCAACCUGAUGGGAUCGGACUGCGAGUUUUGUAAACAACGAUUCUGCUUUAAACACGGACUUCCGGAGAUCCAUGGCUGCGGCGACGCGGUCAAACGACAAGAACGAGAAGUUUUCAUGCAUCCCUUACCAGCCAAAACCGUACAGGCUCAGGAAGAUUUGAAGAAAGCGCAAACUCGACUGGAACAAAAACUGAAGCAGAUGAACAUGUCCAGAAAAGCGAAACCUUCUGGCGGCGGUACUUCCGGAGUAGGCAGUAAACGGAAGGGAAAGUCGUAAAACCUUGAAUCGCUGUUUUAUUUAUUUUUUUUUAUUGAAAUACUUGCUGUGAGACAUCAAAUAUAUGAUAAUUGUAUAAUCUAAA